Messenger RNA from Malaya genurostris, 1598 nucleotides. Its product is annotated as GATA zinc finger domain-containing protein 10-like. Bases 939 to 1346 code for a protein of 135 amino acids. The record is from RefSeq and is a predicted model, not a curated record. NCBI's taxonomy places the organism in Eukaryota, Metazoa, Arthropoda, Insecta, Diptera, Culicidae. The transcript has 3 exons.
CGUCGAUAAAAUUCUGUAUUUGACACAGGCAGGCAGGUCGGUCUCGCGCGGUUCGCAGAAAAAGUGACAAAAUUUUGCUAGAAAUCCGUUCCGGCGAGGGCCAAAAUAGUGCACAUCCGUCGCGGUACUCGGUGGCGAUCCGUUUGCAUAUAUUUUUCUGCCCCAUACGCCACCGUUUGACAGUGAAAAGUGACCGCAAAGUUUGGCCGAAUUGAGAUCCCCCGCCGCAGAGUAGUUGUGUCUCGUCGCGUAUCGUUUGCGUGCUUUGCGAGGAAGGCGAAGGAAAAAAGGUCGCCAUGACAGUCGUCGGGUCGGCUCGAUCUCAGCUCAGCGGCAGCCUCUAGGAAAAAAAAAAGAAUUUUUCCAAUGAACAGCGGGCCUGUGAUGCGUGUGCUUUCGAAUUUUAUUGGUCAUUUUUCGAGUUGAAUUUUUCGACCUGUGCAGAAAAAAAAGAAAUACCGAGUUUUUUUCUGUUUUUAUUUUAACUAGUUAGAUUUUAGUGGGUAAAGUGCGAAUGAAGUGAUUAUGGUGCAAGGGAAGGGAAUGGACGAUUGUUAAGCCAUUUUUCCUUUGGAUUGAUCGAAGACACCGCACUCUUUCCCGCAGCGGCCCAGUGAGUAUGUGUUAGAGCGAGCAAGUAAGCAAAUCGGAAAAAGUAAGCUCCCCGAUACGACCGAAGUUCUAUAUAUUAUGCGCGCUGCUGCUCCCCCGAAAGUUUUGAUUCAGCGCGCAGUUAUGCAGUGUGUCGUCGCGGUGCAAUAGGAAAAACCGAGCGGAACUAGUGCCAACGAUCUGUGAUCUGAUUGGAAAUGUUAGAAAGUGAAGGAAACAAGUGAAAUCCCAGUGCAUGUUUGAACAAAGAGUAAAACAGAAAAUUAGAAUCCCACGGUACUGUGAUUUAGAGGGUGGUCUUCUGGAUUGGGGCUCCGUUCCGGCAAAUGGAUUCCGGUAAUCCUCUUCUCCGUCAGCAGCAGCAGCAAGUUCUUCCACAUUUGGAACGGGAGCACCACCGCCAGCAUCACCACUACCAGUACCUCCAACCUCCACUUCAGCCGCUCCAACAACAGCAACAGCAACAACAACAACAGCAGCAGCAAGCGGCGGCGGCGGCGGCACUACUACAAGUGCAACAGCAACAUCAUCAUCAGCAACAGCAGCAGCAGCAGCAACAGCGAAUAAAAACUGGUUGGGGUGCGACGACAGCAGCAGCAGCAGCGGCCGCAGCGACUUCGUCGUUCAUACAGAAUAUUGUCAGCACCGCCGCCAGCAGUAGCAGCGGUGGAGGGGAGCUUUUGAUCCAGCCAGCCUGCCAGUCAGUCAGCUCCGGGUCUCGGUGGGAAGAGUGAGGCGCGGCGAUGAUGUUGGUGGUGGCUUAGCGACGAGAACAGCGGAUCGCUCCACGGAAUAUAAAAUAUGCAUAGCGGCGUGGACAAAAGUUCAGCAGUCGACGAUGACGGUAAAUGGCGAGCGGGGAACAGGGGUUCUCUUCUGCUCCUUGUCCGGGUCUGAGCCCACACCCUUUGUCAUGCCCUUUGUGCUGUUGUUAGAUUGUGUGUGAGAUGCAGACGCGCCUUUUCCCUCCUAACCGCGCGCGAGAU